AUGGCGGAACGAAAGAAUUCCGAGGCUGGAGCGAGCAGACAAUCUCAUGCACCACCAGCAGCUUCAUUUCCUACACACAACUCGCCGAGGACAUGGCUGAUCACCGAGUCGUUAUCCCCAUUGGCCAUACGUCUUAUUCGCCUUCUGCUGGCCCAUGGUGACUAUGUGGUGGCAUGUCUGCCACCCCAGGAGAUAGAAGACGAAUCUCGGAGCGCCGAAUUUCGUGAUCUCAUCAGCGAGUGCAAGAGCAAUCGCAAGGACCGUGAGGGCUGGAAGGACCGGAUCCGAGGUAUACGCUGUGAUGGCCGUGCUAUGGGCCCAUGCGGCGCUGCCGUUGCUGAAGCCAUCCAGGCCUUUGGCCGUAUAGACAUCCUGCUUUGCUGCAAGUUCGAAGCUGUUGUAGGCACCGUCGAAGAACAAUCUGUCUCUGCAAUCACCCAGAACCUAGUGAGAGAUCAGUUCGAAACCAUCUUCUUCUCACAGGUCAAUUUCAUCAAGGCUACACUCCCGCACCUCCGGGCACAACGCACCGGACACAUCAUGAUCCUCACCACCAUCGGCGGACACAUAGGCACCCCAGGCAUGCCAAUUUACACAGCCUCAACCUGGGCCCUCGAGGGCUUCUGUGAUUCGCUGGCUUAUGAGAUUGCACCGUUCAAUGUCAAAGUGACUAUCGUGCAGCCUAAUAUGGAAAUACAGUCGCUCACAAACCGCGUUACCUUCACACCUCAGCUCCCAUACUACGAUAGCGAUGCCAAUCCGGCCCCUUCUAUACGAGAUAUGCUUAUCAACGUUGUGAAUGCCAACCCCGAAACUGCCAUCGAGCCCUCACACAAGGGGGUGGUCUCUCGGUACCCGAAGCUGCCGCCCCAGGUUGUGGAGAAGCUUGUGACGGAGACUGUGCACGCCUUGACGGCUAUUGGCGGCCACGAAAAUCCGCCCGCCCGCCAUAUUGUCGGCUUCGAGGGCGCUACUGCGGUCAAGGAGAAGCUACGGACGGUGACCGAAGAGCUAGAGGACUUUGUCGAAGCUAGCCUGUCGGUCGACAUAGUCGAGAGUGAGCAGAAAAACGAGGCGUCAGAAAAGGACCAAGCCCAGGAAUCAAGCGGCUGA
This is a messenger RNA of Pyricularia pennisetigena, 1113 nucleotides long. RefSeq lists its product as uncharacterized. The coding region runs from base 1 to 1113 and encodes 370 amino acids. The record is from RefSeq and is a predicted model, not a curated record. Lineage: Eukaryota; Fungi; Ascomycota; Sordariomycetes; Magnaporthales; Pyriculariaceae. The transcript is spliced from 3 exons.